Messenger RNA from Salmo salar (Atlantic salmon), 4322 nucleotides. Its product is annotated as ATP-binding cassette sub-family B member 6. Lineage: Eukaryota; Metazoa; Chordata; Actinopteri; Salmoniformes; Salmonidae. Gene Ontology annotation, biological process: transmembrane transport; heme transport. The record is from RefSeq and is a predicted model, not a curated record. Gene Ontology annotation, molecular function: ABC-type heme transporter activity; ATP hydrolysis activity; ATP binding. Gene Ontology annotation, cellular component: vacuolar membrane.
GGGCGCUAAAACCCGGUUCAGACAGUAGUGUUUUGUAAGAAAGUGUCGAUUGCCGAGUGAUGGAAUACUUUGCUCCAUGCAUGCCACAAGAAGAAUAAGGACAAUUUACAAGAUUACCAUUAUUGUUGUUUUAGACUUUUAAUAUCUCUUCGCGUAAAACGGGUUAUUUGUUUGGUGCUUCAAUUCACUAAAUCGCUUUCCAGCACCAGCUUGUCUUGAGAAGCUCCCAGCCACCAUGGUGGUAGUGCAAAGCUACUGUGAGGCCAGCGCUUCCAUUUCCGAAGCCUGGCUGGAGGGCGGCAUCUCGCCCUGCUUCUACUUCACCCUGGUGCCCACCGUCCUGCUUACCCUCUCCUUCUUCUUCGGCGCCUUCCACUGCGUCUGCUACCGCCGCUACGGCACCGAGAUGGAGCCCAAGUUCGUGCCGCGCUCGCGCCUCUAUGGCCUCCAACUGGGAGUCUCCCUGCUCCUCCUGCUGCAGUUCCUAGGGGGGCUGGUGUGGAGGGCCGCCGGGGGAGGGGAGCUCCCCGGCUAUGUGGUGCUGUACGGCUGCCUGUCCAUGCUGGGCUGGGCCUGGGCCGUGUCCCUGCUAAAGCUGGAGAGGAGGUGGGUGCUGGUGAGGGACCGGACAAGGGGCCACAGCACGGUGCUGCUGCUCUUCUGGGCUGUGGCAUUCUCAGCGGAGAACCUGGCCUUCGUCUCCUGGGCCAGCCCCUACUGGUGGUGGGGCCUGGAGAACACACAGCAGCAGGUGGAAUUUUGUCUGUGGUUGAUGCGCUACAUCGGCACAGGAACACUCUUCUUCCUGGGCCUGAAGGCUCCGGGAUUACCACGGAGACCGUACAUGCUCCUGAUCAACGAGGACGAACGUGACGUGGAGGGCGGCACUGACCAGCCCCUGUUGGAUGGGGCAGAGGAAUCCCAGUCUACCUGGCAGGACUUUGGGCAGAAGGUGCGUCUGCUGGUGCCCUACAUGUGGCCCAAAGGCAGCAUGCUGUUACAGGGCCUGGUGGUACUCUGCCUGUGCCUGCUGGGUCUGGAGAGGGUCAUCAAUGUCUUCGUGCCCAUCUACUACAAGAACAUUGUGAAUGAGCUGACUGAUGGAAGCAGCUGGAAGACCUUGGCCACCACUGUGUGUGUCUAUGUCUUGCUCAAGUUCCUGCAAGGUGGAGGGGCAGGUGCGUCCGGCUUUGUCAGUAACCUGCGCUCCUUCCUGUGGAUCCGCGUGCAGCAGUACACCAACCGGGUGGUGCAGGUGCGUCUGUUCGGCCACUUACACUCGCUGUCACUGCGCUGGCACCUGGGCCGGCGCACCGGGGACGUCCUGCGUAGCAUCGACCGCGGCACCUCCUCCAUCAACAGCCUGCUCAGCUACAUUGUAUUCAGCAUCUUCCCUACCAUCGCAGAUAUCGUCAUCUCCAUCAUCUACUUCAUCACCUACUUCAACGCCUGGUUCGGACUCAUCAUAUUCGUCUGUAUGUUCCUCUACCUCACCCUUACCAUCAUCAUCACGGAAUGGAGGACCAAGUACAGGCGAGACAUGAACACCCAGGACAACAACACAAAGUCCAAGGCGGUGGACUCCCUGCUCAACUUUGAGACGGUGAAGUACUACAAUGCAGAGAAUUACGAGGUGAACCGUUUUGAGGACGCCAUUCUGAAGUAUCAGACCUCAGAAUGGAAGACACAAGCCUCUCUGGCCUUCCUGAACCAGACACAAAACCUGAUCAUCGGUUCAGGUCUACUGGCCGGGUCACUGCUCUGUGCCUACUUUGUCCAGGAGGGCAAGUUUAAGGUUGGAGACUUUGUCCUCUUCGGCACCUACAUCAUCCAGCUCUACACCCCUCUCAACUGGUUUGGAACCUACUACAGAAUGAUCCAGAACUCCUUUAUCGACAUGGAGAGCAUGUUUAAGCUCUUUACAGAGGAAGAGGAGGUGAAGGAUGUGGUGAAUGCAGGGAACCUUCUCUAUAAACUGGGAAAAGUGGAGUUUGAGAAUGUGUACUUUAACUACACUGACGGGAAGGAGAUCCUUAAGGACGUAUCAUUCACUGUGCAGCCAGGCCAGACUGUUGCAUUGGUUGGCCAGUCAGGGUGUGGUAAGAGCACCAUCCUUCGCCUGCUCUUCCGUUUUUAUGACGUCCAGGGAGGAUGCAUCCGCAUCGAUGGCCAGGACAUCUGUAAGGUGAAGCAGGUGUCUCUGCGUGCCCACAUUGGCGUGGUGCCCCAGGACACGGUCCUCUUCAACGACAACAUCCGCGACAACAUCCGCUACGGACGCAUCUCCGCCAGCGACCACGAAGUGGAGGAGGCGGCUAUCGCCGCAGACAUUCACGAGAAGAUCCAGACGUUCCCAGAAGGAUACGACACCCAGGUGGGCGAGAGGGGUCUGAAGCUGAGCGGGGGGGAGAAGCAGAGGGUGGCUAUCGCCCGGACCAUCCUCAAGGCCCCUCGGAUUAUCCUGCUAGAUGAGGCCACAUCUGCUCUAGACACACAGACGGAGCGCAACAUUCAGGCGUCGCUCACAAAAGUGUGCUCCAACCGGACCACCAUCGUCGUGGCUCACAGGUUGUCGACCAUCAUCGGUGCCGAUCAGAUUCUUGUUCUAAGUGAUGGUCAGAUAGCAGAGCGAGGACGGCAUGAUGAGCUGCUGGCUAAGGGAGGGUUGUACUGUGACAUGUGGAUGAAGCAGCAACAUGCCCAGGACUCAGACUCAGCCUCUGACACAGAAGCCAAAGACAGGAAGUCUGAGAAACUACAGCCCCCAUCAGUCACUGCAGGCCACAGGAGCCACUGAGGAUAGAGUGAGAGGUCAAGGAUAUGUAGAUAUUGUGAGGAGACGGACGAGGGACGCAGGGAGAGGAUUAGAUACCUCAAAAGGCUGUUUUGCCUGCACUUUUUUAGGGUAUCUGUCCAUUGAGGUUCAUUCUGUUAUGAGUGAAGUUUUAAGCACAUUUAUUGGGUAUUUAAUGUUUGAUCAUUCAAUCAAAAUGUCUGUGCCAUGAAUGCCUCAGGCCAGUUUGUUUUAAGUGUAUUCAGGAUCGUGUUCAUUAGGUUAAUUAACAGAAAAUGUUUUAAAACGUUUUAAAAUCUAAAAUCUGUGUUACUUAUAGGACAAGUCCAGGAAGUCCCUCCUUAUUGCAGUCUGUUUUGAUCCGUUUUGUGCGUAAUUAAUCUCAUUUUCCCCACCCCAAUAUUUUUUUAUUGAGUCAAAUGCUUGUUAACGUGUCGGAAAAGAUACUAGAACGAGUAGCAGAAGCAGGGCGGUACCUCCCUCCCACACACACACUCUUUCUGCAAGUUACGGGCAAGUCAAGGGGCCAAAUGUCCCCUCCCCUUCAAAAAUGUGCAAGAUGCGAAUACCUGCAAUAUCCUGAUUUCUCCAAAUGAUCAGUGGCAAAACAUCUGUACACCAGAAACAAAUUUCCUUGCUGUUGUCGCAUCCCACAGUCUGUUGACAUACACUACGAUACCAGUUCUGUUACGUGCAUCUGUCCUCGAGAUUAGUGCCUAAUGAACAGGACCCAGGACUCAGUAUAAUUUGUCCUCUUGCUGUCUGAAGUCGGCUGACUGCAACAGUCCAGAGAAGUGGAAACAAGUCCAAAGUAGACUAAUCCCUUCCUAAGCUCAGGAAUAGGCAGUUUGUCACAGUGUCUCACAACUUUGAAUUGUUGACUAAGGUUUAGGGGUUGACAAAUGUAUUAGUUUUAUUUACAGCAUCUAGAGAUGAUUUUAUUUUUACUAUACCCACUUUAAGCUUAUUUUGUUAGCUAUUAUACAAGCAAUAGACUUAUAAUACUUUAUAGACUAAUGAAAAGAUUCAGACCGAUUUGAAUGUUUAACAAAGAAAUCAGUUGCACUCUGAUUGUUUCGUACACAUACAAAGGUAUGUGUACGAGAACUUCAACUGUAACAUUUGAAUUUGGUUAUUAGUAAAACAGAUAUUUAGUCUGUGUUUGGUCUGUUUCACAUCCAAGCUGCAUCAAUUUGACCCCAAUCUGACUCGGGUAUUAUCAUGUACAGUCUAGGUGUUGACUGAUGCAUGCCAAAUUAUCCUGGUUGUAACUUUUAUUUGUCACCAAUGGUGAUCAAUAAGAAGUACUGGUAGAAAAUUAAAGAGAACAGAAUUGACUAAAUUCCCAGCAGAAAAGCAAACCUUUCUCUAUGAAUGAACUCAAGCCUGUCUGUGCUGCUACCUGUUUUGCGUAAAGAACUGCUGUUAGUGUAUCUUUAUUUUAAUGGAAGAAAUUAGUCUGUAUUUGAAUUUGUUAGUGUGGAGUUUGUCAAUAUCUGUUGAUAAUAAUCACACUCCAUUUACAGUA